AGAUGCGCACGUCUGAUCGUUACCAUGGAUACCAGCACGCGAAAAUUCACAGUAAGGAGAUGGUUUUCCAUUUACCUUAAGAACAAGGCCGCCCGGAGCAAGAACACAGCGGGAUUCUGUCAACUAGAGGAUGACAGCAUACUCAAGGAGUUUGACAUCAGCCACCAUGUUAAAGAAGGCUUUGAGAAAGCAGACCCCUCUCAGUUCCAGCUGCUCAAAGUGCUUGGACAGGGAUCCUAUGGAAAGGUGUUUCUGGUGAGAAAGAUCAGAGGUGUGGACAGAGGACAACUUUAUGCAAUGAAAGUCCUGAAGAAAGCCACACUUAAAGUCCGGGACAGAGUGAGAUCUAAGAUGGAAAGAGACAUUUUAGCAGAGGUCAACCAUCCUUUUAUAGUGAAACUACAUUACGCCUUCCAGACAGAAGGAAAGCUCUAUCUAAUCCUAGACUUUCUCCGAGGGGGGGACCUUUUCACUCGUCUGUCGAAAGAGGUGAUGUUUACGGAAGAAGAUGUCAAGUUUUACCUCGCCGAGCUGGCUUUGGCCUUGGACCACUUACACAGUUUGGGAAUCAUCUACAGGGAUCUCAAACCUGAAAACAUUCUUUUGGAUGAAGAGGGACAUAUAAAGAUAACUGACUUUGGUUUGAGUAAGGAAGCCAUUGACCAUGAUAAAAGAGCAUAUUCCUUCUGCGGAACGAUUGAGUAUAUGGCCCCAGAGGUGGUCAACAGGAGGGGGCAUACGCAAAGUGCAGACUGGUGGUCUUUUGGGGUAUUGAUGUUUGAGAUGCUGACCGGAUCUUUACCAUUCCAAGGAAAAGAUCGGAAGGAAACAAUGGCCCUUAUUCUGAAGGCCAAAUUGGGGAUGCCACAGUUUCUCAGUCCUGAGGUGCAGAGUUUAUUAAGAGCACUUUUCAAGAGGAACCCUGCUAACCGUCUAGGUGCAGGACCAGCUGGAGUGGAUGAACUGAAAAGUCACUGUUUCUUUGCAUCAAUCAACUGGAAUAAGUUGUACCGGAAGGAGAUUAGGCCACCAUUCAAACCAACUGUUGGAAGACCUGAGGACACUUUUCACUUCGACCCAGAGUUCACUUCCAGAACACCCACAGACUCUCCUGGCAUCCCACCCAGCGCAAACACACACCAGCUGUUUCGUGGUUUCAGUUUUGUUGCAACUAAUCAGAGUCAGGAACCAAGUGUGGCCAAUGUUCUACCUUCCCACCAGGAAGGGAAAACCAUAAAUCCUAUCGCACAGCAUCUCCGUGGUGACGUGGCCUUCAGUGACAUUUAUGAGUUGAAGGAGGAAGUUGGCCCGGCACCCAACUCAGCCUACAAGAGAUGUCUUCAUAGAGUGACUGCUGUAGAAUAUUCAGUUAAGAUUAUUGACAAAGGAAGGAAAGAUCCUGCUGAAGAAAUUGAGAUUCUUUUAAGAUAUGGACAGCAUCCCAACAUCAACCCAUUAAAGGAUGUAUUUGAUGAUGGCCAUUGCGUGUACCUGGUUCAGAAUUUGUUGAGAGGAGGCGAGCUGCUCAACAGAGUGUUGACCGUGCCAAAUUUCAUAGAGAAAGAUGCAUCCGACAUCAUCUGCACACUGACCAAAACUGUAGAGUAUUUACACUCCCAGGGGGUUGUGCAUCGGGACCUGAAGCCCAGUAAUAUUUUCUACACUGAUGACAGAGGACUCCCAGAAUGUCUCAGGAUUUGUGAUUUUGGUUUUGCCAAACAGCUGAGAGCUGAAAAUGGCUUACUAAUGACUCCAUGUUACACAGCAACAUUCAUGGCACCAGAGGUUCUAAAGAAGCAAGGUUAUGAUGCAGCAUGUGACAUUUGGAGCUUGGGGAUCCUAUUGUACACCAUGAUUGCUGGUUUCAGUCCAUUCGCCAGCAGUCCUGAAGAUUCAGCAGAGGAAAUUCUAGCUCAAAUUGGCUGUGGUAAAUUCAUCAUCAGUGGAGGUAACUGGGACCUGGUGUCAGAUGCUGCUAAGGACAUUGUCACCAAGAUGCUCCAUGUGGACCCACAUCAGCGGCUGACUGCACCCCAGGUCCUUCGCCACCCAUGGAUUGUAGGGAGGGAUCAGCUCUCUGAUAAAGUGCUCACAAGACAAGAUGUGAUUACUGUUAAGGGGGCACUGUCCGCCACUUAUUCUGCCUUGAGGCGCUGUGCUCCAGCUCCGGUCCUCGAACCAGUGCAGUCCUCCAGCUUGGCCCAGCGGAGAGAAAUGAAGAAAGUUGGGAGUACUGUCAUAACUUCAGACCUUAAAGAUAAGGGGUAG
Molecule: messenger RNA, 2268 nt
Organism: Nerophis lumbriciformis (worm pipefish)
Lineage: Eukaryota; Metazoa; Chordata; Actinopteri; Syngnathiformes; Syngnathidae
Source: RefSeq, a predicted model, not a curated record